GCCAUCAGUCUUACUCUUUGCACCUUUCUAUUCUUUCGAUUUGGUGCUGGUACUAUAAAACGGUACUAAAGGAACCGCGCCUUGUCCGAUCCGUUUUUUAAUUGUCGUGCUUCCGUUCGUAACGCUUUUACACUAAAAUACCCGGUAGUUCGAGUUAGGUUUUCUAUUCGAACUGUUUUAACAUACCAAGCGCGAACGAACUUACCUUAGAUGGUCGGUUUUAACGCGUUCAGUUUUCUGUAGCCAACAUGCAAAAAGUGCUAGUUUUUGUGUUGUUCUGUGCAUUGGAAAUUCUGUGUCAAACACUACUCUUUAACCCGUACAUCAUUAAAAGGGCUGUUGAUAAUCAAUUCAGCGCCAUACAUCCCACCCCAAGAGGAGUUAAGGAUGUAUUUGAUCCCUUCCAUACAUCCCAAACAACGCAAUUGCUCACUCUACAACCGGUAAAGCGACACAACCAACCUUUAGCACCCUUCGACCCGUUUGCUGAAGAUCUCAAUGCCAUAAUUCAACCUGUACAGGUGGGAAUACCUUAUCAACCUAGAUUAACUCAAACGCCGUUAGAGACUCAAAAUCAUCACGCCGCAGUUGUUAGACCUAUCCCAGCCCAUCAUCUUUAUUCCACUCAUCAAGCACCACGGGCUAGUACUAGAAGAGCUGAUGUAGCUAGAAGUGAGAGCUAUAUUGUUCCACAUGCGGCUAUAAUACAGCCCUAUAGUCAUCAUGAUGGAGGAAGUCACAGUGCAUAUAAAUCUUCUGGUGGUGGUCAUAAGUCCGGACAAGGUGUCCACCAAUCUCAUGGAGAUAGCGAGAAGAAAGGUUACGGGUCCAAUCAUCACAACGAUGUAGCUAAACAUGAAAACCAUAACGAUUUUAAUAAGCAGUCUCACCACCAAGAAAAAGGUGGUAAUGCUAACAGUCACCAUGAUGAAGCGGACCAUUACAAGAAUCAUCAUGAAGCUGAAAAAUCUCAAAAAUCGGCUAAGUUUGGUGAGAAGAAAGGACAUAAGAGGGGUCAUAAAACUAGGGGAUACCAUAACAAGUUCCACCGGGAUGAAUAUCAUCGGGAGCAUCGAUUUUAUGAUGAUGCCCAUAAGGAAGGAUAUCACGAAAAGCAUGGAGAACAUUAUAAGAAGCAUAAAAAGGAAGAAGGAGCCCAUAAAGAUGGCGCCAGCCACAAAUCAGGCAAAAGCGAGAAACACCACGGCAAAGAGGGAGAUACGGACAAAGGCCACGUCGAAAAUGAACAUAAAGGGUUCAGCAAGGAGAAGGGCAAGAAAGCUUAUCACAAACAUUACAGCGAUCACGGUAAAAAGAAGGCUGUACAUAAAGGUAGAAAACAUGGAUACACCCAUGGAAAGAAACAGUGAUACGUAUUUUCAUACUGAAUUAAAUUUAAUUGCCUUAAUAGGUAUUGUGAUGAAGGUACAGUAAACUUGCCACUUCGUAAAACAAUUUUGUAUUAAUCUUCUUAAGUCCCAUAUUCAAUAUUCGCUGAUCCAGGGUGAGAUAAAAUUAAUAUUGAACACUGGUCUUCUUUAAAAG
Sitophilus oryzae (rice weevil) is the source of this 1545-nucleotide messenger RNA. RefSeq names its product histidine-rich glycoprotein-like. NCBI's taxonomy places the organism in Eukaryota, Metazoa, Arthropoda, Insecta, Coleoptera, Curculionidae. The coding region runs from base 249 to 1370 and encodes 373 amino acids. The record is from RefSeq and is a predicted model, not a curated record. The transcript has 4 exons.